This is a messenger RNA of Fonsecaea pedrosoi CBS 271.37, 873 nucleotides long. RefSeq lists its product as uncharacterized. The coding region runs from base 1 to 873 and encodes 290 amino acids. Lineage: Eukaryota; Fungi; Ascomycota; Eurotiomycetes; Chaetothyriales; Herpotrichiellaceae. The record is from RefSeq and is a predicted model, not a curated record. The transcript has a single exon.
AUGACGACACGCGCUGACACUGGACACUCAGUGGCUCUGCUGGUUCUCGGCCAAGGUACUCAAUUCAUCACUGGUCCCUGUACGAGCGAUGCCGACUGCGCCUCCAGCUGCUGUGGCUUCAACAGCGGCCUGUGCGCCGGUCCUGUCAUAGCCCAGACGCGUGAUGGAGGAUGUGGCUUUGGUGACGCGCAACCCAAUGACAUCGCAGCCCAAGCCUUCUUCAGCUCACAAGCGGCCGCAGCUGGUGCGACGUCUCCUGCAACCGCCGCACCUGCCCCUGCGGCUGCCACUUCCUCUCCCCCCUCGUCGGGAUCUGGCAACGGUAACGUGGGCACUGGAACGCAAUUCAUCACCGGCGCCUGUACCAGUGACGCAGAUUGUGCCUCAGGAUGUUGCGGCUUCAACAGUGGAAAGUGCGCUGGUGCCAUUGUCGCCCAGGAAAGAGAUGGCGGAUGUGGAUUCGGCGACGCUCAGCCAAAUGAUAACGCUGCACAACUACUUCGUGGAGGACAACCCACCUCGGCUGCUACCUCUGCGCCGGCUCCGGCGAACACUGCCUCCACUGCCAACACUGGUACUGGCACAACCAGUGGCUCCAACCCACCCAUCGAUAGCAGCAUCCCGGGCUCUCAAAACGUGGGCAAAGCCGACGCUUCGCAAUUCAUCACAGGGCAAUGUUUUAGUGAUGCAGACUGCGCAUCGGGAUGCUGUGGUUUCAACACUGGAAAGUGCGCAGGGGCAAUCAUUGCACAAACUCGAGACGGAGGAUGUGGAUUUGGAGAUGGGCAGCCAAAUGACAAUGCGGCCCAGGCAUUGCAGGGUGGAGCGAAGAAGAGGAGAGGCAUUGCGGCGGUGAGGGAGUACAUGGCAUGA